Messenger RNA from Misgurnus anguillicaudatus (oriental weatherfish), 3070 nucleotides. The record is from RefSeq and is a predicted model, not a curated record. Lineage: Eukaryota; Metazoa; Chordata; Actinopteri; Cypriniformes; Cobitidae.
AUGACCGCUUGACAGCCGAUGGUUAAAUCCAGAGGCUCAUCACUGGAGAGAGCCAGCAUGACCGUCGGCUCUGGGCUGCCCGAGUCCACAUCUACUCCAUCAGUAACACAUCCUGCAGACAAACUUCUGCCGCCGGCUGAUGUUACCACGGCAACAGCUCCGCUUCACGUGCCCGAAUCGUUCGGUCCUCGAGUCGGAACUGAGGUCAUCUUACGAAGAGCGCGACAUCAUCAGCUUCCAACCGACGGCGAGAAAAAUGCUGCCACUCGCUCUGGCACCAAGGUCAUUAAAUCAGCGUCUGCCACGGCUCUGUCUGUCAUUAUACCUGCAGUCGAACCGCAUGGCAUGUCUCCAUUGGCCAGUCCCAUGUCUCCUCGCUCCAUCUCAUCCAAUUCUUCGUCUCAAGAUUCAUCUCCGAGUUGUGACUACUCACCAACGGUCAGCGCCCUGAGGUCACCGAUCACAAUUCAGCGUUCGGGAAAGAAGUAUGGCUUCACGCUGCGUGCCAUCAGAGUCUACAUGGGUGACACCAACGUGUACAGCGUCCACCACAUGGUCUGGCAUGUGGAGAGUGGCGGCCCUGCUGAGGAGGCGGGACUUUGUGCCGGUGACCUCAUCACCCAUGUGAAUGGAGAGUCUGUCCACGGAUUGGUCCACACAGAGGUGGUGGAGCUCAUUCUCAAGAGCGGCAGCAAGGUAAUGGUGACCACGACUCCGUUUGAAAACACAUCUAUAAAGAUCGGCCCAGCUCGAAAGCUCAGCUACAAAGCCAAGAUGGCAAGACGUGUCAAGAAGUCCGCUAAAGAUGGACAGGAGAGUAAGAAGCAAAGCUCUCUGCUUCGUAAGAUCACUAAACAGUCCAACUUGCUCCACACCAGUCGCAGUUUGUCGUCUCUGAAUCGCUCGCUGUCAUCUGGAGACAGUCUGCCUGGAUCACCGACACACAACCUAUCUGCACGCUCACCCACACAGACAUACCGCUCACUUCCAGACUCCGCCUACCUCGGCACUUCAUCUCAGAGCAGUUCUCCAGCGUCCAGCACGCCAAACUCUCCCGCCACGUCUCAACACAUGCGGCCGAACUCGUUGUAUGGCCUGUCUCCUAAAUUUCACCGGCAGUAUCGCUCCGCCCGCUGCAAAUCUGCUGGAAACAUUCCUCUGUCCCCGCUGGCUCACACUCCGUCCCCCACUUCCUCUUCCCCUCCACCUAUUGCCGGACACACUGUCGGCAGCUCCAACACCACCCAGGCGUUCCCCGGCAAGCUCCACGCCUCUCCUCCGAUUACGCGGCCACGGCCAAAGAGCGCGGAACCGCCCCGAUCUCCUCUCCUUCAGCGGGUUCAGUCUGCAGAGAAACUUGGACCGCCCACACCGUCAUCAUCCUCGUCUUCCAUGGGCUCGGACCGGAAGGGCGGACUCUGCGUGUCCAUGCGGAAACACGGUCUGGACGUCGUGCACGCGGAAUACCGCCGGGAUUCGUUUCACUGUGAGCAUGCCUUGCAGAGUCUGGUGGAGAUUGAGGGAGAGAAUACGCCCGGGAACCCGCCCUCUCCACCCCAUCAGACUCCUGCUUACAUACCCGGCACGGACGCGAGUCGUAAGACGAGCCAGCUCACGAAGCAAGAUGUAAAAACUGAACCUACAACAACCACUGAUACUGUGAAUGUUAAAGCAAACUUAUCAGACCCUGUCAAGUCCACUGGGAAGGAGAAAGGUGUCGCUAAGUCUGAAAACACAGUCGUUAUCAAUUCUGGAGGAAAAGAAGCAGGCAGGGAUGUAGGAAAGAGUCAGUCUGUCUGUCCGGAUACGUCUGGCAAGACCACAGAUCGGACACCGAUGUAUCAGACCACUGGAGGACAGGAAACUAAACCUAAAAGCCUUCAAACCGAAGAUCCUAAAAGCUCGGAGAAAAGCAAAGAUGCAGGAAAAACCUCUUUAUUGCAAACAACUUCUCCAGAGACCGGCAAGCCAUUUAAACUCUCUCAAAAGGCAGAGGUGAACGUCACAGGGCCUGCUUCAGUCACACCUAAAGUUUUAGGACCACAGGUGUUAGAGGCGGCGUUUGCUCAAUCUAAAUCCACUGAACCAAGGGUUCAAACUCCAACCAAAUGCCCUCAGGAUGAAAGGCGUCAGGAGACUCCUGCUUCUCCAUCUCUAACUGCCCGCUCGCCUUCUGCAAGCAAAUCACGAGCCAGGUCUCCAGGCGACAGGUCUAGCUUUGUGACGCAGCUUACUAGCGUGGCUAAAACUGUAUUGGGACCCAUGAAGUUGGGUUCUCAGGAUAGCGGGAAAGGAAAGGACGGCGGCUCCAAAUCCAGUGAGGACAAGCGAGCCGCCACUUUGGGAAAGUCCGAAGCCUCGUCCGGUAGUCGGCGCGGGUUGACGGGAACCUGGCCCGGCCCUGGAUCCUCAAAAGCAGAAAAAUCAUCUAAGAGCUCUUCGAAGCAUUUGUAAGAUUUCAAACGGGACCCGUUCUCUGUAUUUAUUCAAAAGCAGACCGUUCAAAAGACGCCACAGCCAUCAAACCAAGUGAAAAUUUGCAUGUGCGACAUGCAAAAGAAAAAAGGUGCUUCAAAAUGACUGUUGUCAGAUGUGUUUGUGCAAUGGCUUAUGAAUCUAUGCAUCAUCGUAUGUGGAUGUAGAACAAACCUGUAUGUCUCUCUUGCAUGUUACGUGAAUAUUGUGAACAGAAGAGUCAAAAAAUACGAUGAAGACCUAAUGCUAGUGAAUACUGCACAUUCAAUCUGUAGAGGACUCAUAUCAGUCUGUCAGAUUUAGAAAUGAGGCGUAGUUCAAAUGUUUACGUUAUCAUCUCGCUCCAACAUUAACACUAACCUAAUACCACUAACAGAAAGCUUAACCUGAGAUCUGUAAAUGUUUAAACUGCGAAAGAGAAAAAGCUUUUAAAACCUGAGAUGAGUUUUAGCAAAAGAGAGACAGGUGCUCAUACCUGCUGUUCUUGUUAUAUUUGCACUGAAGAGAUCCUGCAAAAAUUUAUGUGAAAUCAGAUGCACAUCUCUUAUUGUGCACAGUUUAUUAUUUUUAGUCUUUAUCUUUUUCUCUUUUAAUU